Molecule: messenger RNA, 5553 nt
Organism: Oryctolagus cuniculus (rabbit)
Lineage: Eukaryota; Metazoa; Chordata; Mammalia; Lagomorpha; Leporidae
Gene: RCAN2
Product: regulator of calcineurin 2
Biological process (GO): calcium-mediated signaling
Cellular component (GO): cytoplasm; nucleus
Molecular function (GO): nucleic acid binding; calcium-dependent protein serine/threonine phosphatase regulator activity
Source: RefSeq, a predicted model, not a curated record
GCUUACAUACCCUAUGCACCUCUGAGGCUGCCAUUCACCCCUGAGCCAUAAAAAAGUACUUUUUCUCUGGAGAGAUAGGUCACUAUUUAACAUGGAUGUCCCCUAGGGCCUCUAUCCUAUAGGAAAUGACCAUAUUGCAUAGGGAGUUGGAUUAUAUUGGUUAGCCACUUUGUUAUUCAGUCUGUUAAAAGCCCAAUCAUUCUAUUCUAGGGUCUCUGGAAAGUUCCUUUGACCCACAUGGCAUUUGCACAUGAUGUCUAUCAUUCUAUCAUAAACGCUCUAUUUACUCAAAAUUCUGUUCCCUGCUAAAAUACAGGUUCCUCCAGGAUGGAUAACUCUGAGAGUUGUCAGUCAUUUAAUGCUAACACAGAGCAGUGCCUUUGGAAAGACAUUUCAAAAAUUGGAAAACAAAGUUUGUGGAUGCCUGAGUAGCUGGAAGGCAUCUCCAGACAGGAAUCAAAUCAGAAAUGGAAAGCUGAGUCUGCUUCAGAGCAAACUGACUAUUUCACAAUUCCGAGUAGGACUCUGCUUCCUGGCCAUACUGAUUCUGUGUUGCCAAGGCUGGUCCCAGCAGGACUAUUUUGUGUUUGUGUUUGUUUUGUUUUGUUCUUUGAACUAGCAAGUGUGUAUCCUUUCUAGCACUUUCUAAAACACAGAAUGUGAGCUAAUUCAGAGCCCUUUAGGUGAACAGAGCAGUGAUUAGAAUGCACUGGUCUUCCUGUUGCUGUCGCUCUGUGAUUGUCCAUGUGCAUGUACUAAGUGGAUGCCAGCGCUGUUGAUGGACUGUCACUGAGACAGGGCAGUGUUUCCCUAACUGGCAAGCAGUGAUGUACUCAGGGGCUCUGCUAACACAUUGAUGCAUCUCUUCCUAACGUGGCUCCCUGCGAUUUCACACGUUGGUUGGUUGAAGCCAGCCACAAUGAGACUAUUUAUACCACAGAAAUGGGCAAAUGCUACACAUUGGACUUAUUCUUCCCAGGAAGUUGACUGUGAAAUAUGUAGUUGCACGCCACUGCUAUAAAACCUUAAAAAGUAAAUUUUAGGAUGUGCCAUGGCAUAUGAAAAAAUACUCAUUUUCUUGUUUUGUGUUUUUGAACAGAUGCCAGCAAUAUUCAAAUCAUAUUCAUUUCUGCAUACACUUUACACUUUAGCUAUAAUUAUGUAGGCAUACGUGGGGUGUUCAAAAAGUUCACAGAAAAUGCGUAUGUCAAACUAUGCAUAGAUUUCAAAAUGCUGAUGGGGACUGAGUAGGUUCAAGUGUAGAGCAAUAAACACCAACCCAGGCACCUCUACCCUCAGUCUCCUACCCCUGUCUCAUCUGCAUGUAAAACUCGAAUACCUUGUCCAAGCAGGUGUUAGAAAGGAAGCAGUCUAUUAGAACUCAUGAGCCUCGGAUGGUCCCUGGAGUUGCCAUUGCCCUCCUCUGGGGACGGAUCCUACUGCGGUGUCAGUGAGCUCUAUGUGGACCUGUGUAACAGAGGCUAAGACGAAACCUGGUCUGAUUUUUUCUGUUGCUCGCUCCUACUGUGAAAGAAGAUGUUCCUAUUUCAUUGAUUUAUUCAUUAAACGCAUAUCGCCUUCUUGUGCCAGACCCUCUGCUCAAGGCUUCAGAUGCAAAGGUGAAUUAACCCUGGCUCUGCCCUUCAGGGCUUUGCUGCCAGGGAAAGAGGCAGAGAAAGCACAGGGACACGUUCACAGUCUCGGGCGAAGUGGAGCUUGAGGCUCUGCCACUGACCCACGUGAGUGAGUUUGCCCGUUCCACCCCGCCAUCUGUCCCUCGUGAGGCUGAAUCCCCUUCCAAUAGACUGCUUUGGGUCUGAAUGACCUUGGAGACAGCCUGAAAUCCUGAGCGUGGAGGGGUGCUUUUAUAGUUCCUGGUCUGCACUUGUGUGUGCUUCGAAUAGAAUUUCCACAAACCUCUAAUUAUCUCCUCUUACCAAGCUGCCUGAGUGACUGACAACCAGAUCUUUAGUCACUCCAAGAAUGGAUUUCUGUUCAGCCCAUGCCCGGGAUGCAUUAGGAUGCCCAGAACAUGUGUGGCUGCCCCGAGUGGCACAGAGCAAUUAACAGAGGCCAAGCAAUUUGCAAAAUGCCUCAACUUCCUGCUCAUCUCGGAGACAGAAAAUUGUCAGACCUUAACCUCAGGAGGCUCCUCUGUAGAAUGACCCAAAGCAGAACCUCUGGUGUCAGAUUGUCCCCCAUUUUUUUUUUUUUUGCAAACAUAAGCACCCAGUUGAAACAACAGCUAUGACUCAGUUCUUAGCUAAUGCUGCCUGAAUUGAUUUAGUCUGAGUUCAGAUUUAGCACAUAAUCAUGUUCAAUUUGCUCCACUGCACUGCCUAGAGAUAAAAGGCUUGGGGAAAAAAAAAAAAAAGCUUCAGCUUGUGUCAGUCUUUGUGGUGAUGUCAUUGCCAUGAACGAGCCCGGCCGUUCAUUACUCUGCUGUGCCGACUCAGACGCGGACUGCGUGCAGUGGGAGCUGGCUCCAGGUGCCCGAGCCUCCAGCCAGUGCCUAGAGCAAGGCAGCAGCUGGCCUGGCCACAGCAGUAUCUGUCUGGAGGCUCUUCUCUUCUCUCACAAUUCUGAGGUUGCCUAACUCCUUUAUUGAAAAUUCAGGAAGGGGAAUGCCAGCCCCUAGCAUGGACUGUGAUGUUUCCACUCUGGUUGCCUGUGCCGUGGAUGUCGAGGUCUUUACCAAUCAGGAGGUUAAGGAGAAGUUUGAGGGGCUGUUCCAGGCUUAUGAUGACUGCGUGACCUUCCAGCUGUUUAAGAGCUUCAGACGAGUCCGAAUAAAUUUCAGCAACCCUAAAUCAGCAGCACGGGCCAGGAUAGAGCUUCAUGAGACCCAGUUCAGAGGGAAAAAAUUAAAACUCUAUUUUGCACAGGUUCAGACUCCAGAGACAGAUGGAGACAAGCUGCACCUGGCUCCCCCGCAGCCUGCCAAACAGUUUCUCAUCUCACCCCCUUCAUCUCCUCCUGUCGGCUGGCAGCCCAUCAGUGAUGCCACCCCUGUCCUCAAUUACGACCUUCUGUAUGCUGUGGCCAAACUAGGACCAGGAGAGAAGUAUGAGCUCCAUGCAGGGACUGAGUCCACCCCAAGUGUCGUCGUGCAUGUGUGUGACAGUGACAUAGAGGAAGAAGAGGAUCCAAAGACUUCCCCAAAGCCAAAAAUCAUCCAAACCCGGCGUCCUGGCCUGCCACCCUCUGUGUCCAACUGAGCUUAUUGCUCCAUCUUGACGAUAAUACCUGUCUCCUCUUUAUCAUGCUUUCUCCCCCUGUUUGUUGAAAAAAUAUUAAUUGCCUUUGAAUCCCUGGGUGUUUGGUUGUUUGAGAUUCCUUCCAUGUAAUCAAGCCUCUUGGACAAAAGGGCUAGGAAAAGGUGAAAUGUCUCCUGAUCAUAUCAUACCCAUUAAGUAUAAUCCAUUAUUUAGAAGGUUCUAGGGAAAAAAGUAGUAUUUUCUUAUUAAACAAUCGGCACAGCUUAUAUCUUCAUUCUCUCAUGUUGAUCCAAGUCAGAGACAUCAGUGACAAAUAGCACCUGUGUUGUUUGUGAGCUGUUUCAGUCCCAGUCCUGAAGUGUGUAUUGUUUUUUUCCUGGCCACUUAAAUAGGACCAUAUAUAAACUUGACUUUGACUGCAUGAGAUUUCCCUAUCUGGUCUCACUCAGUCCUCUGCAUCCCGACAUUCCCAGGACAUGCAUGAUCACCAGCAUUUAUUUUCAUUGUUUGAGGAUAUUCUACAAGCCACAGAUUGUCAGCAUCCAGCCAUGUCCUACCCUAGAUUAGGAAAUUAUCAGCAUCACCCAGCUCAACCAGUCUGGGUAGAUUCACUAUUUUGAGUCAAUUCUUCAUGGCUCUGUUAAAAUUCCUGGAGGCAAAACUGAGCUUGGCCCCAAAGAUAUUCCUCAAUAGAGUUUGAUUACCACUUCCGUGUGGAUCUUCCCAGCCUCAUGGGGGAGGCUUGUCUAGAGUGGUAGAGAUCAAUUUCAGACAAACCUAUUUAUUACAAAAGUUUCAUGGUGUCUGAAUGAUUUUUUUCCUCUUUGUAUACUUGUACAAAUGUUUCAGCUGUGCUUUUAAAAUCUGGAUGUUUUUUAUUUAGUGAUUGUUCAACCAUUAGCUGCUUGAAAAUAUGUGCAUUGCUUAUGAAUGCAUUCAUAGACUAAUACAGAUAAUCUGAUAUUAUUACACUCUAUUACAGAUAAUGCUGAAUUUUGAAAGGGCACAAAAACGUCUCAUGCCAAUAUAUAAAUGAUUAGCCAACAUCUUUGCUAUCAAGACCACUGUUUUUAAAUAAAGAUGCAAGUGUCAGUUAAAGCUAAACCUCCAGAAUGUAUUACAGCCAAGAAUAUUAAAAUAGGGAAGGAUGAUAGAAAAAUGUAUGCCAGUCCUGCUCAUGCAGUGCUUAAAAAAUACCAUUUGUUUUCGUUGUAUGUGAUUUUUUCUAUUUCUCUAUCCCCAAGUGCAUUACAGAAGAUACACCUUUAGAACCAUUACCUUCUGCUCCAUGUGCCAGGCCUCAUCUACUCCUGUACAUUAGUGAAUUCCUUCAGAUGCAAAUACAAAUUAUGACGGAGUGGGGGAAGUACUCUCUUUACCCAAGCCUCAGAAAAACACACAAGAACAAUGACACAGCCAACUGAUUGAAGGAUGGUUGUGGUUUUGGACUAAGGUGUAUGCUAGUUUCAUCAGGAACUUAACACAUAGACUGAUCACUCAGAAAUUAAAGUCCGUUCUACUGUGAAUAUAGCAAUAUAGUACUGGACACAGUACAGGCAAAACUGAGGAGAGCAUUGCUUGUAAAAUCCUGAGUUUCCAAAAGAACAAUGAAGACUCCUUUAAAAAAUAGAAUCUGAGGAGUAUAUAAUAAGCAAAUGCUUUGACUUUUCCUUUGCUAUGGAGGGUUUGGGUGUUUUCUUAGCCAAAGAGACUACACGCUUACCAGUGGAGAUGCAAUGCCCUCUAGUGAAGUACUACUCUCAGAAAUACAACAGUGCACCAUGGGCAGGCUGACUCUCUUCUCAGCCACCUGCAGGUCGUAUGAAUUUUUAAGCUAUCCUGAAUUUUCAGAAUGCAGAUUCUACAGAAAUCUAGAUGAGAGAAAAUGUUUAAAAAUGAUUUUUAAAUGUUGUAAAAUAUACAUCUGAUGUUUCCAACAAUGUAAUGAAGUUGAAGUGACUGUUCCAUGGAGUCAUAAAUUAAACUCAGUGGAGCACAUGACCCUGUUGGUUCAGUCUUAGUAAAAUUUAUUGCUACAUGUCUCAGAUCAGAUAAUUCCUUCACUAGGUUGGGUUUGGGGUGGAGAGGAUGAAGAGUUCCUGGGAGUGCUAAGAAAUGAGGACUCCUUGAAGUUUUUCAGUGGAACCUCCUAGCACUGGGGAAGUCAGAAUUGCCUCAGCAUUUCCAUGAUGCACAUUAUGCAAACCUCUUUAGCACUAUUUUAAGUUUGAGAAGUUUAAAUAUGGAGGGGAAGGGGAAGAUUUCCACUAACUGAAUCAUUUGUGCACGUGUAUAGCUCAAAGAGCUUAGACUUCAAAUAUAUCUGGUGAAUGAC